Messenger RNA from Pelodiscus sinensis (Chinese soft-shelled turtle), 345 nucleotides. Lineage: Eukaryota; Metazoa; Chordata; Testudines; Trionychidae. The record is from RefSeq and is a predicted model, not a curated record.
AGGCAGCUGGCAAAAAUGGUAGAACUAGCCAAGCUGCUGAGUUUCCAGGCAGCAAAGAGAGCAAGAUGGGACGGGGUGUAUGGGGAGCACCAGAAGGCUCUAAAGCUGCUCUGUGAAGAGGAUCAAAUUCCCAUCUGUGUGGUGUGUGACAGAUCCCAGGCUCACACAGUGGUGCCCAUACAGGAAGCUGCCCAGGAGUACAAGGAAAAAUUGGAGGCCCAUUUGAAGACUCUGAGGGAAGAGGGAGAAAAUCUGCUAGGAAGGAAAAUGAUGAGAGCGGGGAGAAGCCAGGAGUGUCUGGUAGGUGACUGUGGCUAUGAACUGGCAGUGAGAGGGCUGUGUUAG